AUGUUUGCUAUAGCAUCAACAAAAAACCGAGUACAUAUCAAACCAAAUACAAAUCAAAUUACAUCAAACUCAAACUCAAAGGUUAAAUUAUAAUCCUCCCAACCUUUUGAAUCAGUAGUUGCAUCACACAUUCCCAAUGGAUUCGUUUUUGCAUAGUUCACAUCUCAUACAAUUGAUACAAAAAUAAAAAAUAAAUCAAAGGAACAAAAAGAAAAGCAUAUGAUUAGAUAAUUUGAUCUAAUGUCUAAAGAAAAUGGGUCCACCUAAUACCCGUUCCCAAAGUAUAUCAUCGACUCGAAACAUUGGUGAUAAGAUACGAUUCCAAUGGCUGCUUCUUUUUCUCCUACAACACCAAUCUCACGCCCAAGCAUUAGAACCCUCACUUCCAUCUCUUCCUUCAACGUUUCCAACAAUUUGAGCACUCGUUCACAACCCCGGAGCAUCGUGAAAUGCGAAUCCAGUGCAUCGGCAGCAGACGGCCAGACGCCGCCGGCAAAAAGUCAGAAACUCGAGAUCGGCUCCCCCGUUAUCGUAAUCGAGGCUCCCAAGAUGAUAAAGACCGCAGCCUCAGUUCCAUGUCUCAGGGUCAAUUCCGGCAUAAUCAACCCCGGUGACGUCGGCAGAAUCGUGUCGAGAAAACCUAAGGACGUGUGGGCCGUGCGGCUUAAAGUCGGGACUUACCUCAUAGAUGGAAGGUAUUUUAGAGCAUUAGAACUCGAUCAAUAGCUUUAAUUUGUCCGGAGGCUCUCAAUUUGAAGGUUCCGAGCUUCCAAAUUCACCUUUCAUGGCGACUUCGUUGGAAUGCGGCGUGUGUUUGAAUCCGUUUGUAAAAAAUCAUUCGGUUAUCGUUGCAUGUUGUUCAGAUCAUCCUCCACGUCUCGAUCUUGAUACAGCAGAUCAAAUGCAACUUAAUUAACCAUGGAUUUAGGAGUCUUGUAUAUUUUAUUGCAAAUCUGUUAUGCAUCUUCGUGGAAUUCACGAUGAAACUCGAACCCUCAAUCCCGUUUGAUUGUUUCUUUACUGCAUGUUUCCAUUGUAUUUUAAGCAUGGAUGUAUAUUUUGGUUUAAGAUAUAUUUCGUGCAGGUUGUGAGUUCGGCUCAUUUGACCUGUGCAGGACAGCUAGGUUGGUUCAAAUUAGUAAGCAAUUAAAAAUAACCGUCGAGCAAAA
Molecule: messenger RNA, 1169 nt
Organism: Cucumis melo (muskmelon)
Lineage: Eukaryota; Viridiplantae; Streptophyta; Magnoliopsida; Cucurbitales; Cucurbitaceae
Product: protein CHLORORESPIRATORY REDUCTION 42, chloroplastic
Exons: 2
Coding region: 325-726 (133 amino acids)
Biological process (GO): NADH dehydrogenase complex (plastoquinone) assembly
Source: RefSeq, a predicted model, not a curated record